This is a messenger RNA of Funneliformis geosporum, 501 nucleotides long. NCBI's taxonomy places the organism in Eukaryota, Fungi, Glomeromycota, Glomeromycetes, Glomerales, Glomeraceae. The record is from the annotation of a GenBank genome assembly.
AUGGAAACUCAUCAUAAUAAUUACUUUACGCUUCAAAAGAAAGGUGAAGAAAUCGAAAACUUCAGUGAUAUCGAACACCAACAUGAAGAAAUGGUCAAGGAAAUUUCCGAACGAUUUAAUAAUAACUUGGAAAACCUUCAUAUCGAAAGCAUGGUUCAAGAUAUUUAUUUAAAGCAGCAAAAUGAAUAUUUUGAUCGAAUUAAACAACUUUUUGAAACGUAUAUAAAAGCCGAAGAAAAAAUGACAAGACUUCGAAUCGAAAACACGAAUCUCAAAGUUAAACUUGACGAUUAUCCCAAAUUUCAAGAUAAUUAUUUAAAGCUACAUGAUGAAAAUAACGUACUUAAGGGAAACCUCACAGAAAUUUCAAAAAAAUAUAAAAAAUCCGAGGAAAACGUGGAAAAUCUUAAUCUUUUCGUGUUUAUAUUACUUUUGGGAUUCUUUUUUCUCGUGAUCUUUGAAUACGAAUCCGAUUUGAGUUAUAUUGAUAUGAUGAUGUAA